CUCCACUCCACCCCCUCCCCCUCUACUUUUCUGCUCCCUUCGUUCUUGGCCGAAUCUACAGCCGUAUUUUUCCGAUGGAGAAUACUUUGAAGCUAAUGGACGUGGAGCAGCUGAGGGAGUACGGCCAUAAGAUGGUUGAUUUCAUCGUUGAUUACUACAAAAGCAUCGAGUCCGUUUCAGUUCUCAGCCAAGUCAAGUGCUUCUUCCCAUGGAGGUGUCGACCUCCCUGCUCUAAACGCAAUUGGAAUCGAGGGUGGGUAGGGGGGAGAGAGGCCGGAAACCGCAGUGGAAUUAGAAGGCAACUGGAGUUCGUUUGAGCUCUGAACUCGUGUUCUCUCCAACAACCACCGCACCCUCCUUGCCAAAAUAGCUCCAGAGAUCUCUCCACUUCUCCCUUCCUUCUCUUCCUGCUAUGCUUGCUGCUUGCUGCCUUGAUAUCUCCGUUCCUUCCCUUCUUAUAUAUGUUUGAAGCCACCCAUGCCCAAAAUGUUCGGCUUUUCUCGCCGCCGGAUGAAGCUCGGAAGGAUGAAGGUUCAUCUGGGGGAUCCAUCGCAGGGGAUCAGAAGUCCCAGUCGGCCCACAAACCGAGUUAACCAGUCCAAUGGAGAGAAUGUGGUUUCAACUUCAGUGAGUGGUCGGUCUGAUGAUAUUAAUUGCAUGUGCUCAUCGGGUGCAUUUGAUCUCGGUAAUCGCAUUCUGGGGAGUUCUGAAAACUGGACGGUGUUGCCGACCGAAGGGCUCAAACCGGCUCCUCGAUUCCAUCAUGCAGCAUCUGGUGUUGGGAGUAAAAUGGUGGUUGUGGGUGGUGAUUCUGGUGAUGGAUUGUUGGAUGACACACUGAUAUUGAGUUUGGACAAACUUACCUGGGCUGCUGCUGCUCCAAAGGUUCACUUAUCACCAAAUGGCCAUUCGUUGAAAAUACCUGCAUGCAAAGGUCACUCUUUGGUGUCUUGGGGAAAAAUGGUUCUUCUUAUUGGGGGGAAAACUGAUCCUGUGAGUCACCAAAUAUCAGUAUGGUCCUUUGAUGUAGAAACAGAAUGCUGGACAAAUAUAGAAGCCAAAGGGGACAUCCCGGCUGCUCGCAGUGGGCAUACCGUAAUCAGAGCAGGUCCUGCCUUGAUCCUGUUUGGGGGUGAGGAUGUAAAAGGGAGAAAAUUGAAUGAUCUUCAUAUGUUUGAUCUUAAGUCUUUAACAUGGCUUCCCUUACGUUAUACAGGAACAGGACCUUCUCCAAGAUCAUAUCACGUGGCAGCUCUCUAUGACGACAGAAUCCUUUUUGUUUUUGGAGGGCAAUCAAAGUCCAGGAUUCUGAAUGAUCUCUAUUCGCUAGACUUUGAAUCAAUGGUAUGGACAAGAGUGAAGACCUGUGGUCAUCAUCCAUCACCUAGAGCAGGUUGCUGUGGGGCUCUUUGUGGAACUAAUUGGUAUAUCACAGGUGGUGGAAGCAAGAAAAAACGACAUUUGGAAACCCUAGUCUUUGACAUUCUAAAAUUUGAGUGGUCUGUUUCUGUUACUUCACCUGGUGCUUCUGUUACUACCAACAAAGGGUUCAGUGUAGUUCCUGUUCGUCACAGAGAUAAGAGUUUUCUUGUUGCUUUUGGAGGAAACAAGAAAGAGCCAUCAAAUCAGUCUGAAAUAUUGGUCUUGUUCAAUAAUGAACAUUCAAUGAGCUGGCGAUCUGCCCCAGAUGCAUUAUCAUAUGAAGAUUGCCCUGCAACUGCAAGUACCAAAGAUCUUGGUGCUCAUCUUAACGAUGCUGCUCCCCCUUGUUCUUUUAAUUCUGUUGGCAGGCGUAGUCUAGCAUCUGCAGUAGAGCAGCAUGCAUCUUGCAGGAAAUCUCUUGCAGAUUCAUCCAUUGAUCUACAUUCUGUUUCUGGUAGUAUUUCACUGCGUAAGCAAUUCCGUGCUGAAGAAGAUUACAGUUUGGCUCUUAGGAUGCAGAAAUCUCCUGAAGAAGAUAGAUAUAAGGUGGGUGAUGACUGCUUAUCAAGUAAUCCUUCCUCGCAGGUAAAUAAUGCAAUAGAGCAGAAAAGCAAGAAGCAAGAAACUGUAGUCCAGAUGGAUAUUGCUGGAAUUGUAGCGAGCAUCGAAGAAAACCUAUGUGACUCUGAAAGCUCAAACCUUUAUCAGAAGCCAGGGAAUAACAAUCUUAUGGCUGAUAGCAAUCAUAUUGCACCUCCAGAGACUGCUAGCAGUUCAGGGCUUCUUGUGCAGCCUUCUAAUAUAUGCCAAUUGUAUGAAACCAAAAUAUACACUUUGACUAGAAAAAAUGUGUUGCUAGAAGAGCAGUUGAGUGCUGCAUUGGCAAGCCAGGAAGCUGCGGAGAAGAAGUUAUCUUCUGCUAUUAAGAGUGGGCAGGACAUGGACAAAGAACUUGCCAAUGCAAUGAAAGAGGUGGAGCUGCUGAAAGAGAAGCUGGCAGGCAUGGAGUUAGCCCAAGAAGAGGCAAAUGGUCUCUCAAAUAUGGUCCAUUCUGAUAAUGUGCGACUUGAGCAUGAUGUGGCAUUCUUAAAAGCAGUUUUGGAUGAUACCCAAAAGGAGCUGCAUUCAACCCGGGGAGUUUUAGCAGGAGAAAGGGCAAGAGCAUUCCAGCUCCAGGUGGAAGCCUUUCAUCUGAAGCAAAGAUUGCAGUCUAUGGAGAACAGGGCACCAACACCAAGAAAACCUUUCCACACGUAGAAUAGAAUCUUUUUUCCCUUAUCAUCAGAAUGUUAAACUCGUUUUUUCACUAAUCUUUAUAAUAGACAUUUUGUAGUUUUGGUGACCAUAGAAUUGUCUGUACAGAGUUACUGGUGAGCUACUUAUGAUGGUUUAACUGCAUCAUGAAAAUUUAAAAUAGCAACUUGUUUCCUUGUCAAUUUUAUGGGGGACUAGAAUCUUAUAAAUCUUAAUGACUAAUGAAGAUGAUUCCAUAAUC
This is a messenger RNA of Elaeis guineensis (African oil palm), 2917 nucleotides long. RefSeq lists its product as uncharacterized. Lineage: Eukaryota; Viridiplantae; Streptophyta; Magnoliopsida; Arecales; Arecaceae. The record is from RefSeq and is a predicted model, not a curated record. Gene Ontology annotation, molecular function: protein binding.